Molecule: messenger RNA, 1182 nt
Organism: Arachis duranensis
Lineage: Eukaryota; Viridiplantae; Streptophyta; Magnoliopsida; Fabales; Fabaceae
Exons: 4
Coding region: 25-849 (274 amino acids)
Molecular function (GO): tRNA binding
Source: RefSeq, a predicted model, not a curated record
UCAGAAAAUGAGCGACAGCAAAAAAUGGCGAAUGCGCUAAAGAGUGGUGGUGGAGCUGUUCUGCUCUCAUCACUCUCCUCCUUCUUCUCAGCUACAUCUUCAACUCACCGCUCCCUCAUUUCCAGCGCCACGCGCUUCCGUCGCAACCAGUUCCCUCUUUUCUCCAUUUCUUCAUCAUCAUCAGUAACAAGAAGAUGGAGCAGAACCCCAUCUGGGUUCCCUUCAUUUUGCACACUUUCUUCUUCUUCUUCUUCUGAAACAGUGGCGGAACCCACAACGGCAUCCAAUGAUGGUAAUGGUGAAGGCACUGAGAAGAACGAUAAUAAUAGUGCUAAAGAUGCGGCGGGGUUACUUGAUAUAAGGGUUGGUCAAAUUGUGAAAGCGUGGAAGCAUGAAGAAGCUGAUUCUCUUUAUGUGGAAGAGGUUGAUAUUGGUGAGCCUGAACCCAGAAUCAUAUGUAGUGGUCUUGUCAACUAUGUCCCUCUUGAACAACUUCAGGGCAAAAAGGUUAUUGUUCUUUCAAAUCUGAAACCAAGGAAUAUGCGUGGUGUCAAGUCUUGUGGAAUGCUCAUGGCUGCUUCUGAUGCAAAGCAUGAGAAUGUUGAACUUCUGUUCCCUCCGGAGGAUGCAAUCCUUGGUGAAAGAAUAUGGUUCGGAUCAGAGGAUGAAAAGGAUAAUCAACCUGCUGCUGGCACUCCCAAUCAGAUUCAAAAGAAGAAGAUAUGGGAAACAGUGCAGCCUCAUCUAAAGACAGAUGAUUCUUGUGUUGCAAUGCUGGGGGUGGAUAUCAUGCGUACAUCUGCAGGUUCAGUGGCAUGCCAAUCAUUGAAGAAUGCAAAUAUCUCCUAAUAAGUAGAAUGGAUUCACAACUUUGGUGGUCAAAUUACGAGUACUAGCAUGGAGGAGUAGCAUUCUGCGAUGUCUUGUGCACUGUGCAGUUAGCCAUGACUCCCUGUAUUUUGAUGCUAUUAUUACUGUUGCCAGAACCAAUUGCGUUUAGGUGGUGGAUACAUUUGUGCCAUGGCCGAAGAAAUGGGAUGUUUGUUUGUGCAUACUAUUCUGAAUUCGUUGAUCAGCCCUACCAAUGGCACCAAAGGAUUGAACUGUCCUUGGACCAACAACCACCAAGUCAUGAUUCUGGUUAGCCAUGCUUCUUCCAUCAUCUACAUGGGGUUUCUCUGC